This is a messenger RNA of Fomitiporia mediterranea MF3/22, 723 nucleotides long. RefSeq names its product ubiquitin-like protein. Gene Ontology annotation, cellular component: nucleus; cytoplasm. Gene Ontology annotation, biological process: modification-dependent protein catabolic process; protein neddylation; regulation of proteolysis. The record is from RefSeq and is a predicted model, not a curated record. Gene Ontology annotation, molecular function: ubiquitin protein ligase binding; protein tag activity. NCBI's taxonomy places the organism in Eukaryota, Fungi, Basidiomycota, Agaricomycetes, Hymenochaetales, Hymenochaetaceae. The coding region runs from base 1 to 723 and encodes 240 amino acids. The transcript has 3 exons.
AUGUCGACUCCCAACCAACAACAAACGCCCGACCAAUCGGCGUCAAACCAGCAGAACCAACAGCCUACCAAUGAAGUUACUCAAAACCAAGCACAGGGCCAAGGCCAAGCUCCAGCUGCUCCUGCACCCACACCUACAGAGCAGCAGAAUGUGACUCAGGCCGCUGAAGCCCAGCCUACAAUUGCCCCGGCUCCUGCUGAGACUCAGCCUUCUCUUGCUACAAAUCCUGCUGCUUUUGCUGGUGCUCCUGCUGCCCCUGUUGCUCCUGCCGCUCCUGUUGCUCCUGUUGCUCCUGUUGCUCCUGUUGCUCCUGUUGCUCCUGUUGCUCCUGUUGCUCCUGUUGCUCCUGUUGCUCCUGCCGCUCCUGCUCCUACCGAGGCUCAAGCUCCCACUGCUGUUCCUCUCCCGGCUACCCCGGUUCCAUCGGUGCCAGCCGCCCCUGGUCAACAAACCUUCCGCGUUUUCGUCAAGACACUCACCGGACGAACUAUCGACUUACAAGUUCCGUACACUAACGAGGACGAGUUGACAGUGCAGAGGAUCAAGGAGACUCUGGAGGCGAAGGAGAGUAUCCCUGUUAACCAACAGACUUUGAUCUUUGGUGGUAAGACCCUGCAAAACGACAGCUCGCUUCGUGAAUAUGGUAUCACUGAGGGCAAAACGCUUCAUAUGGUAAACGGUCUCCCAGCUUUCUCUGGUUACACGAAGUGGAAAAAGAAAUGA